Molecule: messenger RNA, 1752 nt
Organism: Chelmon rostratus (copperband butterflyfish)
Lineage: Eukaryota; Metazoa; Chordata; Actinopteri; Chaetodontiformes; Chaetodontidae
Product: tetratricopeptide repeat protein 39B-like
Exons: 18
Coding region: 1-1752 (583 amino acids)
Molecular function (GO): protein binding
Source: RefSeq, a predicted model, not a curated record
AUGGAGACGCAAGGCAAUUCUCUUCAACAGGUGGACCUAAGCCAUCCCAGUGAGGAUGCAAUGUCACCUAAAAUGGAUUUAGAGGCUGCAUUGAAGGAAUGCACCACCGCCCUCGAGCUUUUUCUGAACAACAGGUUUGCUGAUGCUUUGGCUCUCUUAAAACCCCGGAAGAGUCAGAGCAUGUACCACUCAAUGGGCUACAGCAGCAUCUUGGUGAUGCAGGCAGGCAUGACCUUUGAACCCAAGGACAUGGAUGCUGCCAUGACAUCACUGAGUGAAUCCCUGCAGACAUGCCAGAGAUUUCGUAAGAAAACUGGAAUAGUGGAGACUUUAACCAGCCUGUGGUAUAGACAACCAGCUGAAGACCCAACUGAAGAGGAGAUGCAUGCAGAGCUGUGCUAUGCUGAAGUCCUCCUGCAGAAAGCAGCUCUCACGUUCCUGGAUGAGAGCAUCAUCGGCUUCAUCAAAGGAGGGAUGAGAAUCCGAAACAGCUAUCAGAUUUACAAGGAUUGCCAGGCCUUGGUGAAUGUCAGAAAAGACUUGGAAAAGCAGCAGGACACGCACAUUCAUUUUAGGGGCGGUGUCAACAUGGGCAUUGGAUCAUUUAACCUGAUGCUGUCUCUGCUCCCGUCCAGAGUGCUCAGACUGAUGGAGUUUUUGGGCUUCUCAGGAGACAGGGAAAUGGGAUUGUCAGAGUUGAGACAGGGGGCAGCCAGCAACAGUCUGCGCUCUAUCCUGAGCACCCUGACUCUGCUGAUGUUUCACCUCUACAUUACAGUGAUUCUGGGUAUCGGUGAAGGAAACCUCACUGAGGCCGAAGCUCUGCUGAAGCCCUACACUGAAAGGUUCCCUAAUGGAGCCCUAAUGCAUUUCUACACUGCAAGAAUUGCUUUGCUCAAAGGAAACUUCACGUUUGCGCAGGAGAAGUUUCUGGCAUGUAUCGCAGCACAGCAGGAGUGGCGUCAGAUUCACCACCUGUGUUACUGGGAGCUGAUGUGGGCCUACUCCUUCGAGCUGAACUGGAGGGAGGCAUAUCGAUACGCUGACCUGCUCUGCAAAGAGAGCAAGUGGUCACAGGCCAUCUAUGUAUUCCAGAAAGCUGCCAUCUUGAGCAUGCUACCAGAGGAAGAAGUGACAAAACUGGGAGAAAAUGUGGUGCAAUUAUUCAGGCAGGUGGAUGGUCUCCGGCUGAGGAUUGCUGGGAAGUCAAUUCCAACAGAGAAGUUUGCAGCAAAGAAAGCACAGCGAUACUCUUCCUCCAACCCUGUGAAACUAGUCGUCCCUGCUUUGGAGAUGAUGUACGUGUGGAAUGGUUUCACAGUAGUUGGCAAGAGACCCGAGCUGACUGAAAGCAUCUUGGCCACAUUGGAGGCAGCAGAGGAGCAGCUCAGAUGCGAUUCAAACGUAUCGGAGCAUCACCUGGACGACCAGUGUGUCGUCCAGCUGCUGAAGGGCCUGUGUCUGAGACAGCUGGGGCGUCUGGUCCAGGCCGAGAUCUGCUUCAAUCAUGUCAUUGCCAGUGAAAAGGAUAUCAAGCAUGACAACUACCUGGUGCCAUUCACCAUGUUUGAGCUGGGCCUGCUGCACAAGGAGAGAGGUGACAUCGCCACGGCCAUCACCGUGAUAGAAAAUGCCAAGAUGAACUACAAAGACUACAACAUGGAGUCGAGGCUACACUUCCGCAUCCACGCAGCACUCAACACCAUGGGCACUUUUUCAGCCAAACUUCCCCCUUCACGUACGCCAGCUUAA